AGGAUUGAUUCCUCAGCUCUGCUGGCCCCUGCUGGCAUGGACUCUUUACCCCCGCUCUGAUGUGGGGCACCACCAGCCUCUAUCUUGUUGUGUAUUGUACUGUACCUUAGUUGCAGUCUGGCAAUGUUUCCCUCCUGUUCAACUGUUUAACUCUUCAGCAUGGGAAUGUGUGUUUCUCUUCUCUUCAAAUGGAAAUAAUAAUUUACUGAUCCAUGUGUUAUAAUGGUGUCAACCCGAGGAGUGAGGGUGAAGUUUAGCGAGGGAGAAAGAGUCCUUUGCUACGAGCCAGAUCCUACCAAGGCUAAGGUACUCUAUGACUCGAAAGUCCUGGAAGUAGUGUUCACCAAAGAUGGUAAAGGGCGAAAGCACAUUGAAUACUUAAUCCAUUUUCAGGGGUGGAAUGCAUCUUGGGAUCGUUGUGUUUCGGAAGACUUUGUGUUGAAAGACACAGAUGAAAACAGGGAUUUACAGCGACAGCUUGCUGACAAAGCCCAGAUAAAGUUGUCUAUGAAAUCAAACAGGGUGCUAACUGGAGGUCCACUAUACAAAGAAAGGAAAAGAAAACGGCGACUGUCAGAGACAAUACGAGAAACGAUUGAAAAAGAGCGGCAAGAGAGGGAGCAGCAAGAGGAGUCAGAAACAAGUUCACAGACUGGGACUACUGGCACUGAGGACGAAGAAGUUGGCUCAGCCAUAUCCGAGGUGGAUAGCACGACAGGUGGGGAGGAGGAGGAGGAGGAGGAGGGGGAAGGGGAGGAGGAGGGGGAGGGUGAGGAAGAGGAAGAAGAAGAAGAAGAUGUCACUAGUGAUGACGAGACCAUUGAACGACAUUUCCCCAUUGUUUUGCCGGAUAACCUGAAAGCAGUCCUAGAGAGGGAUUAUCAUUUAAUCAAUGAUAGAGACAAGCUGCUAGACCUUCCGACCAAUAAAACAACCUUAAGCCUGUUAGAGAAUUAUGUGAAAUUUUUUGGUGUGCGUUACUUGGCUCGGACAAAAGAAAAAAGGAGGAAUGAAAUUAAAGAGAAAGACAAAUGCUUUCUUACAUUGGACUUGUGUAAGGAGGUUAUGGAUGGUAUUCGGAUUUGUUUUGACUUUCACAUAGAAACGCUACUUUUAUACGCAAAGGAACGUAGACAAGCUGAACGUCUCAGAAAUGCACAACCUCUUUAUAGUAAAGGAGAAAUGGACGGAUUUGAGCCAAUGUCAAUUGACGAAAGAGAAAAUUUUGAAAACAUGCUAGUACACAAGGAUGAAUUUGAUACAGAAGAUACAAAGUCUAAAGUGGAGAAUAUUCAAAAGGAUGAGGAGAGAAAUAAAACUGCCGAGACAACAGGUCGUCGCCUACUACGAUCAAAGAGGCCUCUUUCAGGGGACUCAAACAGCACCGUGGAACGUGAAAAGAGUGGAACAAACAACAUGACAUGUGAAUCUGGACGUAGCACUCCUACAACUAUUACUUCGGGUGCCAGCACGGCAGGCGUGAGUGGAGGUGCGGGAACAGACAUCAGCACAUCACUUUACCGAGCUAUCCCACCACAGCUCCAAGACUGGACUUUGUUGCCAGAAACGAACCGUGAUCCACCUCCACCAUCAAUUCUCUAUGGCCACAUACAUCUUCUUAGGCUUUUUGUGAAGCUUCCUGAAAUCUUGUUUCGAAUGAAUCUCCCGGAAGCCAAGAAGAAGAUUAUCAUCAAACACCUUGAUUUAUUUAUUGAGUAUAUCAGUAAUCAUAGUGAUGAUUUCUUCUUGGAGUCGCAGUAUAUUAACAACCCCGACGUGUAAUCUAGCUGUAAAUUCUUUGUUUUGCACGUGGCUGCAAAUUCCAUUUGUGAUGUGCCAUAUUUCACUUUUUGGCUGUGAUAGAUUGAAAGAUGUUCUUUAGGGGGUAAACUGUAGUAAGGUUAUUAAUGACCUGUACACUUUUCACCAAUUUCAAAGUGCAUUUCAGUAAAUCUGUAGCAUGCUAUCUGUUAUGAUUAGCUGUAUUUAUAGAUCGGUUUAAAUCUACAAAAGUAGCCUACUAAACUGAUUUGUGUUCACAAACUUCUGUACAAUUUAGUGUAAGUGUUACAACUCAUUUCCCUGUAUUUUUAGCAUAUUUUGUAUACUGUAUUAUAUGUGGCUGUGUAGAGUCUUAUUGUCAUGCAUUGAAUGUUAUUUGCUAGGAAAGUGUGUUAGUAUUUCAGACAAAAUGUAUAGUACCUCACCUUGUCAUAUUUUGGUAGUCAGAAAAUGUUUGCUAUCCAAGAAGAAAUUGUAAGUUUAUCAAUAAAUAUUUUCAAAUAA
Messenger RNA from Procambarus clarkii (red swamp crayfish), 2286 nucleotides. It is a transcript of the gene msl-3, whose product is annotated as male-specific lethal 3. Lineage: Eukaryota; Metazoa; Arthropoda; Malacostraca; Decapoda; Cambaridae. The record is from RefSeq and is a predicted model, not a curated record. Gene Ontology annotation, biological process: chromatin organization; regulation of DNA-templated transcription. Gene Ontology annotation, cellular component: nucleus; MSL complex; NuA4 histone acetyltransferase complex.